CCGAGGACCGGGCCUGGAGCGGCGGCAGCAGCAGCGGCACAGACACUGGCAGCGGCACUGGAUCGGAGCGGCAACGCGGCAACGCGGCGACCCCGGCCCUCCGUAAUGGCGACCCCCGGCAAGUGGGAGCUCGUCAACAAGAGAAACAAUAAAAAAAUCUUCACCAAAAAUGAGAAGAAGUUGGCCCGCAAGGCUCUGUCGGAGAACAUGCCUCGCAUCGACCCAGUCGCUCCUUUGAAACCAUCCGAAACCCUCUUUGAACUUGGAUUUGAGAAAAUGGGAAAGAAGCAAAACAAAGAGCAAGUUCCUCCAAUAUCUUCAUCUGAGCAACUGCUGCAGAAACCACCCACUGGGGGAAAGGUGAUCAAGAAACCCUGUGGUGAUUGUGGACCGAAGCACAAGACAUUUCCUUCUUUGGAGACUGCCAUUAAAGCUAUUGAUUUGAAAGAGCUUCAGGAGCAAAUGGAUAAAAGUCAAGACUUGUUUCCUGGGAAUCCAUCUGUCUGGGUGAAGGAUCUGGCUGGAUACUUGAAUUAUAAACUGCAGGCACCAGAGUCAGACCCCACCCUCAGUCAAUUUUCUUAUGAUUAUCCUUAUUCCCUUGCAAGUAAAGAUCUUAAGAAUAUCAUCAAAUCACUGCUGGGAAAAGCAUCCGAAAGCCUGGAGCACUUUUUUGAUCACUGUAUCUACACAAUGUUGCGAGAACAAGAUAAAACAGCAGGUGAAUCUCUGCACGGCUACAGAAUUUGUGUUCAGGCUAUAUUAGCAGAAAAUCCCAAAAUUGCAACCUUGAAUUUAGGAAAGUACCUAGAAAUGUUGAGAUCUCAGUAUAAUAAACCAAUUAAAUGCCUGAGCAUCAUGUGGGCCCUAGGGCAAGCUGGGACAGAUUUGGCUGAAGGAUUGAAAGUAUGGCUGAACAUUAUGCUUCCUGUAUUGGGCAUCAAAACACUCUCUGCCUUUGCAAUCAGCUACUUGGACAGACUGCUAAUGAUGCAUUCUAACUUGUCCAAAGGAUUUGGAACAAUCGGACCAAAAGAUUUUUUCCCAUUGCUGGACUUUGCUUACAUGCCUAAUAACUCGCUUUCAUCCAACUUGCAAGAUCAGUUACGCCAACUUUAUCCUAAACUAAAACUGUUGGCACUUGGAGCCAAACCUGAAUCUGCACUACACACCUACUUUCCCUCCUUUUUAUCCAGAGCAACGCCCAAUUGUCCUCCAGACAUGAAGAAAGAGCUCUUACGAUGCAUGGUUGAAUGUUUGACCACAGAUUCCAACAGCUUCAGUGUUUGGAGACAGCUUUACACCAAACAUCUCCCGCAGUCCAGUCUUCUGCUAAAUCAUCUUUUGGAAACCUGGGACAACAUUCCAGUCAAGGUGCAGAAAUCUCUGCAGGAAACGGUGCGAUCAUUUAAAGUUACAAAUGAAGAACUGUCUGUAAAGGGUGCCUUGAAUUCACAAGAAAUAUCUGCCUGCAACUCUGCAUGUAGUAAUAUCCUGCAGAAGAUGAGAGGCGGUGGAUUUCCCUGGUUUCGUCUGUUACUUGUUCUAAUGACUUUUGCUGCAGGGUUUGUGCUACAUGAUAUUAGAGUACAUGGGUCCUUCAAUGCUUCUUCAUCUGCUCAUAUCCUUCAACAGUCAGGGUUGAUAUCCAUAUCUGAACAGGCUUGGAAUAAAGUGUCUUAUUAUUCCAGACAGGGAUACAGUUGGGUAGAAACAAAUACUCCACAUUAUUAUUCAGAAGCUGUAACGAUGUUUGGACCAAGUCUUGAGCUGGGUUGGAGAAAGUUAUCUGAAUCAGCUGUGUAUAUAAAAGAGAACUUGUCAUAUCAUGUUUCAUGGAUCAUUGAAAAUGUGCCCAAGUUUGCUCAGUGGCUUCACUCUAAUCUUCCGGACACAGUGUUCCACGUUGUAGAAUAUAUCAAGGAAUUACUUCUCUUUGUCCAUCAGAAUUACAUAUUACCAAUUGUGGAAUAUAUGAAAAUAAUGAUAUUGCAUUGGUGGAGACAAUUUGUUAAUUCUUGCGAGGGUGAAAUCAAUUGGGAUUGCAUGAAGAAACACUUUGUGUACACCACACAUGUAACGUGGGGUUAUCUACAGAAUACUACAACCGCUAUCAAAAACUGGGCUGCCGCAGUGAUCGCCAGUUAUUAAACAAGAAGAAUGUUCAUGUUCGUUUCGGAGUAGCAUAAUCACUUUCAGCAUUUUUGAGGAGAUGGAUUGCAUUUUCAGCCGGAGAGAGCAUAAUCAGUUGAACUGAAAGUACAAAUGCCACUUAAUUCCUUCAUUUAUAAAAAUUUAUAACAAAUGCAUGUAUUUUGUAUCCUGUUUUCCCAAAACUCUUCAGUGGUGACUGUCUUCUAUAUUGUAAUUACAAGAUCUUUACAUUAAAUUUUGGAUGAAAAUUCUCAAUACCAAUUAAUAUUUAUUGCUAUAAACAGUUCACACAUUGCAAAAAAAAGAUUUGAUUCGAAAUAGUAGAUUGAAUAUAGUGUUUUAAUGAACAUCCAAUGUUAAACAAGCCAAUUGUACACUUUAAUGGGACAUCUUGCAUAUUAAAGUAAUUGCAUUGUUAACAUCUAAUUUAUCAAUCUUGGUGGUUUGUGUCCAGUUACCACAGUAAGAGGUUGAAGUCAUUCAUGUUGCAUGCAGUCUAUCAAGAGGUUUCAUGUGAAAUAUUGUUUGUAACAGGUAUGAAUGUCCAAGUUCAACAAUACUUAUUAGAAAUAUCAUUCUAACUAGCCCCCGUGAAAUGGGUUGCAAAAUCUGUCAUUUCUACUUUUAUCUCCUACUCAUUAAUAUUUAAAAUUUUACAUGUUAACACAGAAUGUUGUCAUGUUAUCAAAUGGCAUGAAAGUUUUGUUCAGAAUAAGUGACACAAUCGUGGCAAGACAUCAAGGGUCUGAUUCAUCAUCUUUAUAAAGAACAUCAUCAAUUAUAAAGGCACUUGUUCCUAUCUUGUUGCUAUCCAUUGUAAUUGUAAAACAUUUCAGUCCAUUGAAGAUAUGUAAUUCUAAUAUAAUUGUUGUGGCUGCACCUAGUCAAAAUUCUAGAUGAUAAGUGAAAUAGUGUAAUUUGUCUUGGCAUGUUUGUUGCUGUUUCUAACUCUACUUCCAGAUCUGAAAAGAUCCUUACAAAUGAGUUGGAGUUCAGCUAGCGCUUUGUGGGCGCUUCAUUUCAGGAGCCAAUUGCAAAGCUUCAUUUACAAAUACCAUCUCUGCCGCCUCUCUUUCCACCCCCUCCCUCCUCCACACCACAAUCCCCAAUAACAUUUGCAAAUUGCAGGUACAUUAAAUGCUCUCCCAAAGAGUGUGGAUAAAUUGAAAUAGUUAAAUGCUCAGGUCGGGGACAAUGCCUAUAUUUAGUUAAAUAGUGUGGGAGCCAGAAUGAAUCUUUGCGUGAAAAGAGAGCCAAUCUUUGCACUCUGAAUUAUUGUUCCAAAUAAAGUGUUGCAAAUUGGCAGUUAUGACAAUUCUUCUCCUGUCAAUGUCAUUUUCCCAGUCCUAUCAUAUGCACUCGAUGCAAAAUUGCUUGUAAAUAUUGUUUAAAAAUAUAUUUUGCCUACUUCAUCAACUGACUGCAUUUAUUAAUGGCCUUUUGUUUUGCUGUUGAGAUGGAACACUGUUGCCUUGUUCAUACACUAAUUUAUUAAAGUGAAUUUUAACUGGGGGAAAUUCUACAAUGUACAUAUGAACCAGAGUGCUGGUUAGGGUUGGUGAACCUUUAGCUAACUAGUCAUAUGUUAUUUCUUUUUCAGGACAGUGUUGUCUUUAAAUGUAUAUUUCAAUCGUGAAUUAAUUUCUGAUGGAAAAAUAAAUGGUAUUGAACAAGUA
Molecule: messenger RNA, 3830 nt
Organism: Leucoraja erinaceus (little skate)
Lineage: Eukaryota; Metazoa; Chordata; Chondrichthyes; Rajiformes; Rajidae
Gene: tmem214
Product: transmembrane protein 214
Exons: 17
Coding region: 106-2151 (681 amino acids)
Cellular component (GO): Golgi apparatus; endoplasmic reticulum
Source: RefSeq, a predicted model, not a curated record